AUGGACCGAACCACACAUAUUGUUGCUGUUAUCACGUCGAUUAUAUUGGUCACCACUUGUGUUACGGCUUUAGAGCAUCACAAUGUUACUGAUGCGUCGAAGUUCCGGGAAAUCUUUAACAGGCACGGCGACACUGUGCUUAUAGAAGAGGAUCUCAUGAAGAGAUUGGACGAAGAGUUGGCUACGUGGCAUUGGAAGCCAUGGCUGCGAACUCUAACGCAAGAACAAGAUGGAGUCCUGCAAAAAGUGGAUUGCCCUACAGAAGCAUCGGUUGAAAGCUUUCCUGAUAGCAUAUUCACGGACGAACAAUUACGCCAAGGCGCCUUCUUGUGUUACUUGAUGUUCGGAAUAUACGCUUUUACGCUACUGGCAAUAGUUUGUAACGACUAUUUUCUUCCUUGCGUGGAAUUGAUAUGCGAGGACUUGAAAAUACCACAGAAUGUAGCAGCCGCAACGUUUAUGUCUGUGGCGACAUCAUGUCCAGAAUUUUUCGUGAAUGUUUUUUCAACAUUUCUGACGCAGGGUGAUAUGGGAAUAGGAACAAUAGUUGGUUCGGCUAUUUUUAAUUGUCUCGGUGUGGCUGCUAUAGGAGGACUAGCUGCUGUUAAGGCUAUCUCCAUCGAAGCAGGGCCUGUUACCAGGGAUGUACUUAUUUACAUGGUAAACGUCAGCAUUUUAGUGGUCAUCGUAUGGGAUGGUCAGGUGGACUGGCAGGAGGCUACUGUACUUGGUGUCAUGUACAUUCUUUACUUUGUAUUCAUGUUCAACAGUGUAAGGCUGUUCAACCUAUUCGAUAAGCUUAUAACCUCUUGCUGUAGAAAGAAGAAUCAUUUACAAGUCACAGAGUUGGCCAACGAUAAAAGCAUUGAAGAAGGUGUUGAUAACAGGGCUUUUACUGAAUCAACUACCAAUAUUAUCGCAGAGUCAAAUGGAAUCGGAGAGAAAUCUGCCAUUGUCCUUAACGAUGAUGGACCUGAAAAGCCAAAAAAGAGUUUAUUCAGAUUUCCCCGAGAGAAAUCGUUGAUGUACCGGCUAUGGUGGCUAUACACGUGGCCGUUGAAGGCCAUCAUGACUGUUACGAUUCCAUCGCCGGUUACCUGUAGAAAGUUUUAUCCACUUUCCUUUAUGAUGUGCAUUUUAUGGAUCGGAGUGAAUUCUUUUUUCGUGUCGUGGAGUAUGACUGUUAUCGGUCACACGUUCACCAUUCCUGAUUCUGUUAUGGGAAUGACAUUUUUGGCGUUUGGUGGAUGUUUACCUGAAGCUGUCUCCAUCUUUAUUCUGUCACGACGAGGCGAAGGAGGCAUCGGAGUUUCGAACGCUUUGGGUGCCAACUCAUUAGCCAUUCUAUUCGCUUUGGGUGUACCAUGGCUCAUUAAGACCUUGACCUUAGUAGCUCAGGGAGCAGAACAGCAGGCAGUAUUAAUAAAUUCUGCUGGUAUAGAUUUCGUAGUCGGCUCUCUACUAGUAGCUGUGGCUUGCCUGUGGUUGACAUUAUUCAUCGGCAAAUUCAAACUUAGGAAAAGUGUUGGUGCUGUUUUAGUUGUACUCUAUGUAAUUUUCAUUACAUUCGCUAUACUCGUUGAAAUGGGUGUCAUAUUAUCGACUGAUGCAAGGUGUAUGCUUUGA
Molecule: messenger RNA, 1626 nt
Organism: Diatraea saccharalis (sugarcane borer)
Lineage: Eukaryota; Metazoa; Arthropoda; Insecta; Lepidoptera; Crambidae
Source: the annotation of a GenBank genome assembly